Molecule: messenger RNA, 882 nt
Organism: Mitosporidium daphniae
Lineage: Eukaryota; Fungi; Microsporidia
Exons: 3
Coding region: 1-882 (293 amino acids)
Biological process (GO): CDP-choline pathway
Cellular component (GO): nuclear envelope
Molecular function (GO): phosphatidylcholine binding; choline-phosphate cytidylyltransferase activity
Source: RefSeq, a predicted model, not a curated record
AUGGCUAAGCUCCGUAGAGGCAAACGAGCAAUAUCCCGCUUUACUCCUGCAAUUCCUGACCAAUUGGGCCCCAAAGCAGCACACUUGCAAGAAAAUAAACCUUCAGAGCCGGUUCCCUCUGAGUUCUCCGAAGAUGGCAAUGUCGUUGCCAGGGAAAAAAAGGGUUAUGACCCUGAGCAUCCUGUUCGGGUUUAUUAUGAUGGGGUAUUUGAUCUCUUCCAUUUUGGACAUGCUCGUGCAUUGGAGCAAGCGAAAAAACUGCGUCCAUUCACGUACUUGAUUGCUGGAGUUUGCAACGACGAGCUUACCCAUGCCUUGAAAGGAAAGACCGUGCUAACCGAUCGUGAACGCUACGAAUGCGUACGACAUUGCAAAUGGGUUGACGAGGUCAUUGAGGGGGCACCCUGGAUCAUCACCAGUGAUUUUUUGGAAAAGCAUCAGAUCGAUUAUGUUGCCCAAGAUGCCACCCCAUAUCCAGCGGCCGGAGGCAUUUCAGAUGUUUAUGCCAGCAUCAAGGCUCAGGGAAGAUUUUUGCCAACGCAACGGACACAGGGAAUCUCCACAUCCGAUCUGAUUACACGCAUCGUGAGAGACUACGACCUCUAUUUACGAAGGAACCUUGAACGCGGUGUAUCCCCUUCAGAUUUGAACAUUUCAUUCCUCAAACAACGAGAGUUAAUUCUGAAAAAGUAUCUCGUUCGAAUUGGGGCAAUGAUUAAAGGGUCACGCCGUUCAAUAGAAAAAAAUUGGGCUGGGACGCAAUCUGAGCUGAUGGGCACUCUGGAUAGUUGGGAGCAGAGAUCUCAAGAACUCAUUCAUAAGUUUACAAAAAGCUACUCCGGGGCCAUGGUAAGGUUAUCAGCGUUUUAUUUUAUUCUGUAG